Blepharisma stoltei is the source of this 2678-nucleotide messenger RNA. The record is from the annotation of a GenBank genome assembly. Lineage: Eukaryota; Ciliophora; Heterotrichea; Heterotrichida; Blepharismidae.
AUGGCAAAGGCUCAUAACGUCUCAACAGCAGCACGAGAUUCAAGACUCGCUGAUGAAGAAUCCAAACAGCGCUUUACAUAUAGCGCUACCAAGAUUAUCGGUAAUGGCAGCUUUGGUACAGUUUAUCAAUCUUCUGUAAAUGAAACAGGCGAAACUGUUGCAAUCAAAAAAGUCUUCCAAGACAAAAGAUAUAAAAACCGUGAGCUCGCUAUAAUGAAAGAGCUUAGCCACCCGAAUAUCAUAGAGUUGAGCCGAAAAAUAAAAAAGAUAGGCUUUUUCAUGCUGCCUUUUUACCUUCAAAAAUGAAGGAGGUUUUUUUUUCCAUGAAAAAGCCUCAAUGGUUUUUAAAAAGUAUACCGGAAAAAAAUCUACCUGUUCAGGUAAAUAAUAUUUGAAAAGUAUUUUAUUAAAUCUAAUAUUUUUAGUGGAGAUUUAGCCCUUAAAGAUCUAAUAUAUAAAACUUGCUUCAAUCUUAAUUUUAAACCUUAAAAAUCUAAGUCAAAUGAAGAAAAAAAUUGCAUUAUAUCUUCACCAAUAUAUUUUUGGCUAUAAAUUUUUUUAUCCAAAAAUCGCAUGAAAAAUCACUAAUAAAAAAUUUAAAAAUUUAUAUUAGCUAUAAUAGAAAGCUCUAAAUGACUGCUAAUUUAAGAUUUAGACUUAUCUCGCAAAUUAAUUUUAAUUAAUAAAUAUUGCACAUCUGUAACUAUAAUAAAUAAUCAUGGAUAUAUGUGAUGAAAAUAUUUAAUCAAAAAUGACAGGAAAAUGUGAAAGUUUUUUCAUAUCGAUUUUGCUUUAAGCUUCCUUACACACAUUAUUAGUUUCCUUAUGAGUUAGAGUUUUGCCAGUUAAUAAAUCCAAAUAUAUUUCUAGGAAAGUUAAAAUCUUGAAUUAUUAGCCGGAUAGAGCUUUAUAAUUAUAGCUGAUAUAUGAAUUUUAUAAUUUUUAUUAGGAUUUUUUCAAGCGAUUUUUGGAUAAAAAAAAUUUGUGGUUAACUGGUUAAGGCAACUAAGUUUGAAGCAAGCGCCGGAGACGAGCAGCCUUAACCUCAGUGACAGGUGACCUUAUGUAUACUGGGAGUGGAUUUUGAUCUGUGAUUAUGAUCCAGCUAUAAUCAGUAUCCCCAAAGCGAGGGAUAUGAGACAGGAAACCGCUGCUUUUGGUCCUGAAUCCAUUAGUUAAAUGCAAAAUCUUUUUGCCAGAAGCGCCCGGUCCAGCGGAUGCCCAAUAUGAGGAAGGGCGACAUGCCCACUUAAGCUGUUACUGUGGCUUGCCCCGAACGGCGAAAGCUGUUGAGUUAUUUCUCGGGAUGACCUGAAAAGAGGAGAACCAAGCUAGACGACAAACUGGAGUCCGUCCAGUUGAAAAUGGUUGCUCAAGCAACAGCCUGGCUAGGAGCAAUAGCAGGGUUGACGCAAAAACUUGGCGACGUCGAAGGGUUGGAAAUGGAGGCGGCCAGCAAAGCUAGUGAAUGGUUCAAGACCAUUACCUCAACUGAGAAGCCGGAGGUUCCGGCCCAAGCUCAAGACGGCUAUGCUCUGCCACCACCCCACAGGACUUCACUGCGGAACGCGCGUGACAACUAAAAGCGGACUUAAAACAACUACUAAAUCUUAUCUAAUCAAAACUGAAGCAAGUCUUUAUAUAUUAGAUCUUAUAGGCAAAUCUCCACCUAAAAUAAUUAGAUCUUAAUAAAAUACUUUUCAAAAUCAGAUAGAUUUUUUCGUAUACUUCUUGAAAAGCCAUUGAGGUUUUUUGCUGGUAAAAUACGGAAAAAAACCCUCCAUCAUUUUUGAUGGUAAACGGCAGCAUGAAAAAACCUAUCUUUUUUCCUGAUGACCCAAUAUCAUAGGGGGCUCCGGCACUAUUUUUACACAAAAGGUGACAAAGAUGACGAAGUCUACCUAAAUCUCGUGAUGGAUUUCAUUCCUGACACAAUUUAUAAAGUCAUGAAAACUUAUAAUAAGCAAGGUGAACAAAUGCCUUUGAUCUUUGUAAAGCUUUACACUUAUCAACUUUUAAGGGCUCUAGCCCACACUCACGCUGUAGGAAUUUGCCAUAGAGACGUAAAACCUCAAAACAUGCUGGUAAACUCUACAACGCAUGAGCUGAAAUUAUGCGAUUUUGGAAGUGCUAAAAGACUUAUUCCUGGAGACCAGAAUGUGUCUUAUAUAUGUUCGAGGUAUUAUAGAGCACCUGAGCUUAUUUUUGGGGCUGUUGAAUAUAAAGAGUCUAUUGACAUAUGGAGCGCAGGAUGUGUUACUGCUGAACUAUUAAUUGGGAAGCCUAUUUUUCCAGGUGAAAGUGGGGUUGAUCAAUUGGUAGAAAUCCUUAAAGUGCUUGGAACACCGACAAGGGAACAAAUUCAUGAUAUGAAUCCUAAUUAUACUGAAUUUAAAUUCCCACAUGUAAAAGUGCAGACAUGAAGUAGGAUUUUGGGGCCAAAUGUGCCUCAAGAUGCGAGAAAUUUUGUAAGCUCUUUGCUGGUCUAUUCUCCUCAGAGAAGACCUAAUGCUUUAGAGGCGCUUUUGCAUCCGUUUUUUGAGGAAUUAAGACAAGAAACAACGAGGCUUCCAGAUGGAAGUAGCCUGCCAGAUUUAUUUAAUUGGACUCCACAGGAGCUGAGGUCAGUAAACCCCAGUGUGAUUCAAAAUUUAACACCUUCAUGGUAUAGAAGAUAA